Durotheca rogersii is the source of this 1536-nucleotide messenger RNA. RefSeq names its product glutathione synthase. The coding region runs from base 1 to 1536 and encodes 511 amino acids. The transcript has 4 exons. Gene Ontology annotation, cellular component: cytosol. NCBI's taxonomy places the organism in Eukaryota, Fungi, Ascomycota, Sordariomycetes, Xylariales, Xylariaceae. The record is from RefSeq and is a predicted model, not a curated record. Gene Ontology annotation, molecular function: glutathione synthase activity; glutathione binding; ATP binding. Gene Ontology annotation, biological process: glutathione biosynthetic process.
AUGUCCGAAUACCCGCCCGAGACCACGCCCGGUGAGAGUGGAAGGUUGAAAGGGGUCAUCAAGGACUGGGCGCUUGCCAAUGGCUUGACUGUGCGACCCCCUCCGUCGCUUCAUUCGGCGAAUGCGGACCCUGCCGGGAUCCUCGCAACACCGGUUUCGCUCACUCUGUUCCCGAGCCCCUUCCCCCGAGCCUGCUUCGACCAAGCGGCCACGUUCCAGAAGACGUACAACAAGCUCUAUGCGUCUAUCAGCCAGGAUGAAGAGUUCCUGGCUCGGGUUGUGAAGGAAAUCGGUGAUAGCGACGACUUCAUAACUGAAUUAUGGAGGGUCCACCUUCGGGUCAAGGAAGAGGGUUAUGUCCAGCACAAAUGCCUCGGCCUCUUCAGGUCCGACUAUAUGGUCCACCAAGAUGGGGCCGGAUCCGCCCCCAAGAUCAAGCAGGUCGAAUUUAACACGAUCGCCUCCUCAUUCGGAGGCCUCUCGUCGCAGACGUCUCAACUCCAUAAAUAUCUAGCCUCGACGGAGUAUCCGCUCUUGGAGAAGUCGAUUAAGAGGGGAACGUUACAGUUACCAGCGAACGGGAGCGCCGGCGGGUUGGCUGCGGGCAUCCGGCACGCGUUCGUCGAAUACGGGACGCCGUCUACCGGCUACCAGAAGUGUGUCAUCUUCCUAGUGCAGGGGGGUGAGAGGAACAUCUUCGACCAACGUCAUCUUGAAUAUGAACUCCAAAAGUACGAAGAACCACAGGUGCCCGUUUUCCGGCUUCUGUUCUCGGAGAUUUUGCAGUGCACGAGCCUCGCCGACGGCCUGAGGCGCCAACUGUUGUACCACCCCCCCGAGUUUCCCGCUCAUACGUUCGAGGUUGCCGUCGUAUAUAUGCGGUCGGGCUAUGGACCGGGAGACUACCCGGACCAGUCAGCCUGGGAAGCUCGGUACCACCUAGAGAGAUCGGCAGCCAUCAAGUGCCCGACCGUGCUGACGCAGGUUGCCGGCACGAAGAAGGUCCAGCAGGUCCUGACCACACCCAAACCGCCGUCAAGCCCGUCGAUACUCGGUCGCUACCUACCCGACGAGGACUCCGCAUCGACAUCCAGCGUGAGAAGCACCUUUACCAAUAUCUAUCCCCUGGAUGAGACGACAGCCGGCGUCAAGGCCCGGCAGAUCGCGACCGACCCCGAGCUCUGCAAGGGCUAUGUCCUCAAGCCGCAACGAGAGGGCGGCGGCAACAACAUCUACCGCUCGGCGAUACCGGCGUUUCUCAAGUCCAUCCCUGAAGCUCACUGGCCGUCGUACAUCCUAAUGGAGCUGAUCACGCCGCCAGCGGUCAAGAACACCAUCCUGCGCAACGGCAACCUAGAGCGGGGCGGCGUCAUCUGCGAGCUCGGCGUCUACGGAACCUGCGUCUGGGACCAGCAGUCUAAGAAUAUCCUGCACAACGCGCAGGCAGGCUAUCUCUUGCGCACCAAGGGAGACCAGAGCGAGGAAGGCGGCGUCGCCGCUGGGUUCGGCUGCAUGGACAGCUGUAACUUGGUCUGA